Molecule: messenger RNA, 999 nt
Organism: Macrosteles quadrilineatus (aster leafhopper)
Lineage: Eukaryota; Metazoa; Arthropoda; Insecta; Hemiptera; Cicadellidae
Exons: 2
Coding region: 249-821 (190 amino acids)
Source: RefSeq, a predicted model, not a curated record
GUUUGUAUUGUAGGUUAUGUAUAAGAUUGUAUUGGUUUUUAUACUUUAUCUUUCGGUCAAUUGGUUUAAUUUUGGUUUUAAACUAUGUGUGUAAUUAAUUUGGUUACGGUACGAAAACCUGUGGGAUUCUCUCUUGAGCUAUAAUUUUUGUGUUUAGUAAGUCCGUAACGGUUCCAGGCCAAGGAAGGACUAGGCUUGCAAUUCAAAUAAGAAAACCAAACCCAACUGCACUUCAUUAGCGAUUUGACAUGAGUGGAAGGUCCCCAAAUUUUAUUCCAAGUCCACGGUUUUGUAAUGUCACACCAAAUAGAAACCAACAUUUUCCUCCUAGACAACCUCUAUAUUUACCCCCCAACUCUCCGUUCUUGAGUCCCAGAUCACAUCGAACGCCUAGUCCUAGAGGAAGCCCAAGGCCCAGUGGUGAUGGUUCUGAUUUCAUACCAUUGGGUAUUAGUAGUCCUGUAAAUAGAGCAAGACAACAUUGGAGUAGAGGUGGCAGUUUUAGUAAUAAUUCCAGUUACUCUACAUAUUCAACUUCAAGUACUCCCUCCAGUUUUAAUUCCAGUCAUGGGUACUCUCCAUACAAGAGGCAUAAUUCAAGGGGUAAUUUUAGAGGUAGAGGCAAAUUCAACCACAGUGGGUCUGGUUCUCCUCCUAUUCAUCUGUACUUUGACAAAGAGGCAUUGGAAGAUCCCUGGGCAGAUCUUGCUGAAAAGCUAGAGAAGAGGCAAGGACACAAGGCAAACAAAGUAACUGAUAGUGAAAAAAUCGUCGAUGAAUCUAGUGGUUCUGAGGUGUCGGAGGGUGAUGAGGAUUUGUGAUCUUAGAAACCUUGGUAAAGCACGUUACUAGUGUGUGCCUUGUACAAUAAUUAUGUAUAUUACAAAUUAUUCAUAGGCUACAAUGUUUGUAAGUACAAAUGUUUUUAAUUAUUUCUAAUAUUCUAAUUCAAGUUUUGUAGAGUACAAAUGAAAAUAAAUGUGUUUAUUUUGUAUUUAA